AAUGAGAACUAUCUCGACUGCACAAUAACGUAUAAUAGCGAUUGAUCCGUAUUCACUUGAGUGGGGAUGCAUCGCGUGAGCGAGCAUGUGAAGAAGCAGACGGUUCUGUCUUUUAGUUUACAAAUGCGCUGACACUGAUCUUCUUCGUUUCUUCGCGCCUUUAAAAUUCUUGACGAAUGAUAGCCACGAGUACCAUUAGUCCGGCGCUGAAAAUCGGUCUUCAAUGCCUUGGUGUAUGGCCGAAUGUGCCAUAUUCCACCGUUUAUUGGUUUCUUGUUAUGUUGAGCACUUUAAUCGUACAAUAUUUUCAAUAUCUCUAUGUAUUCUCUCACUUUAAGCUUAGCGAGCUUUCAAAUCUCGUGGAUGGUUUAUCUUCGACUUUAGAAAGUAGUUUGAUGUUUAUUAAGGUGGCUAGUCUUUGGAAGCAUCGUCGCAUCCUUCAUCAACUCCUGGCCGCGAUGGAUAAUGAUUGGCGCGAGUGCAACGACGUUCAUCAGCAUUUAAACAUAAUGACAAUUAAAGCCGGUAUAUCGCAUUUUUGUUCCAAUGCUAUGUUCAGUUUUAAUACAUUUGCUUCGGUGCUUUACCUCUUGGGUGAUUACGUGAUUCGUUUCGUAUAUUUAACAAAAGAUUACAAUAACAGUUUGCGGCAAUUUCCUGUCAAGGCACAAUUUCCCUUCGAAACGGAGCAAUCACCCAUCUUCGAGUUGCUUGUCUUAGGCUUAUUUUUACAUGUGAUGUCAGAUUCGUUCACAAUCGCUAUUGUAAACGGAUUGAUCUUUAGUCUGGUGUUUCACAUGAGUGGUCAAAUCGAUAUCAUAUGUCAAAGCUUUAGAACUAUUUCUAAAAGUAUCCAUGACAGAUCUUCCAUAUCUACAUUAGGAACAUUAAUUGAGAGACAUAACAGAGUCGUUUUAUUUUCCGAACAAAUUGGGAAACUUUUCUCUUUUAUCACAUUGAUGCAAAUUGCUGCAAAUACCUUAGUUAUUUGCUGCAUAGGAUUUCUCAUCACAAUUUCCAUUCAUAAUGAAUCCGGUUUCUUCGUAUUAUUAAAAGCUAUUUUAGCUUAUGUUGCCAUAAUGAUAGAGGCCUUUAUUAUUUGCUUUGCUGGAGAAUAUCUUAGCGUUAAGAGUAAAUGUAUCUCCGAUGCAGCAUAUAAAUCAUUAUGGUACGAUUUGCCACCAAGGGAGGGUAAAGCUAUAUCAUUCAUGAUAUUAAGAUCUCAGAAGCGAUUAGUAAUCACAGCAGGAAAAAUCACGAAUCUAUCUCUGGAAACUUUCGCGAAACCAGAUACAUCAUCUUGAUGCAGUUGUAGGGUAUCCAGAUGGAUAAUAAGCUAUCUCGAAUUGCUGUUCGACUAUGCAGAGUACAUAAUUACGAUCGAUUGCCAUUCGAAUGGAGAUGCAUAUCGAGCGUUCGAGAAUGAUUAGGUAAUUUCGAUGUAUUAUGUAAAGUAGCUUAGAUGAAGAUGCCGAUAAUGAUUUUCAUACUCUCGUGUACCAGGAAAUUAUUAACGUAAUUUUGUCAGUUGUCUAUUCUCUUAUCUCUGUAUCUAGCCUAUCUCAUGUCUUUAAAUUUCAAAUUGUCAUUGAAUAAUAAUCACGAAUACCAGUUCAAAUUUAUCGUUCAAAGUUUACAUUUCUCGAUUGAACUUGUUGACUUAUUGAUCACUUAUUGACUUAUUUAUUUUCUUUAA
This is a messenger RNA of Camponotus floridanus (Florida carpenter ant), 1696 nucleotides long. RefSeq names its product odorant receptor 4-like. Gene Ontology annotation, biological process: sensory perception of smell; detection of chemical stimulus involved in sensory perception of smell. Gene Ontology annotation, molecular function: odorant binding; olfactory receptor activity. Gene Ontology annotation, cellular component: plasma membrane. NCBI's taxonomy places the organism in Eukaryota, Metazoa, Arthropoda, Insecta, Hymenoptera, Formicidae. The record is from RefSeq and is a predicted model, not a curated record. The transcript is spliced from 6 exons. The coding region runs from base 177 to 1304 and encodes 375 amino acids.